Molecule: messenger RNA, 2077 nt
Organism: Jaculus jaculus (lesser Egyptian jerboa)
Lineage: Eukaryota; Metazoa; Chordata; Mammalia; Rodentia; Dipodidae
Product: polyadenylate-binding protein 2
Exons: 12
Coding region: 282-1991 (569 amino acids)
Biological process (GO): negative regulation of intrinsic apoptotic signaling pathway; extrinsic apoptotic signaling pathway in absence of ligand; intrinsic apoptotic signaling pathway in response to DNA damage
Cellular component (GO): mitochondrial outer membrane
Molecular function (GO): protein homodimerization activity; RNA binding; protein heterodimerization activity
Source: RefSeq, a predicted model, not a curated record
GCCCUUCCCAAGUCUAACUCUCAGCCCCGCCCCUCUCUCUGGACGCAUCUCUGGGCCCCAUCAUCACCGGGCGCCGGGCCCUCCCUCCUGCCUCCCCCUCUCCUCCCUCUUUCCUUUCCUCCCUCCCUCUCUCCCUCCCAGCUCCUGCACCAGGAAACGGCCGGAUCCCCGCAGCAGCCUGACCCUGCUCCACGCUGGCCGGGAGGAUGAAAGGCCCCAGCUGGGGGCUCCCCGCCACUACCACUGGGUCCUAAGAGCUGCCAUCCAGGCUGGCUGCCCGGAUGGCGACCCCAGCCUCGGCCCCAGACACACGGGCUCUGGUGGCUGACUUUGUAGGCUAUAAGCUGAGACAGAAGGGUUAUGUCUGUGGAGCUGGCCCUGGAGAGGGCCCAGCAGCUGAUCCACUUCACCAAGCCAUGAGGGCAGCUGGAGAUGAGUUUGAGACCCGCUUCCGGCGCACCUUCUCUGACCUAGCUGCUCAGCUGCAUGUGACCCCAGGCUCAGCCCAGCAACGCUUCACCCAGGUCUCCGAUGAACUUUUUCAAGGGGGCCCCAACUGGGGCCGCCUGGUAGCCUUCUUUGUCUUUGGGGCUGCUCUGUGUGCUGAGAGUGUCAACAAAGAGAUGGAGCCACUGGUGGGACAAGUACAGGAGUGGAUGGUGGCCUACCUGGAGACGCGCCUGGCUGACUGGAUCCACAGCAGUGGGGGCUGGGCGGAGUUCACAGCUCUAUACGGGGACGGGGCCCUGGAGGAGGCGCGGCGUCUGCGGGAGGGGAACUGGGCAUCAGUGAGGACAGUGCUGACAGGGGCCGUGGCACUGGGGGCCCUGGUAACUGUAGGGGCCUUUUUUGCUAGCAAGAGUCAGAUCUCAUUGAUAUCUCAGGUGCAGAUGUCUGAGAACUUCCCUGGAGAAAUUCCUCCGAUGUCUGAAAGAGAGGUUGGGAGCUGGGAAAUUGCAGAAAAUGAUAGGUGGCACCUAGAUCCUCCAAUCAAUGCAUACUUCGAUCAGCAAAUAUCCAACAGGAUAUGUGUGCGCUCCGUGUUAUGCAUGUUGCCAUUCCGGGAUGCAAAUAUAACGGCGAUGGCGGCGGCGGCGGCGGCGGCAGCAGCAGCGGGGGCUGCGGGCGGUCGGGGCUCCGGGCCGGGGCGGCGGCGCCAUCUUGUGCCCGGGGCCGGUGGGGAGGCCGGGGAGGGGGACCCGGGGGGCGCAGGGGACUACGGGAACGGCCUGGAGUCUGAGGAACUGGAGCCUGGGGAGCUGCUGCCGGAACCCGAGCCCGAAGAGGAGCCGCCCCGGCCCCGCGCCCCCCCGGGAGCUCCGGGCCCUGGGCCUGGCUCGGCAGCCCCCGGCAGCCAGGAGGAGGAGGAAGAGCCGGGGCUGGUCGAGGGUGACCCCGGGGACGGCGCCAUUGAGGACCCGGAGCUGGAAGCGAUCAAAGCACGAGUCAGGGAGAUGGAGGAAGAGGCCGAAAAGCUAAAGGAGCUGCAGAACGAGGUAGAGAAGCAGAUGAACAUGAGUCCUCCUCCAGGCAAUGCUGGCCCAGUGAUCAUGUCUAUUGAGGAGAAGAUGGAAGCUGAUGCCCGUUCUAUCUAUGUUGGCAAUGUGGACUAUGGCGCAACUGCAGAAGAGUUGGAAGCUCACUUUCAUGGCUGUGGUUCAGUCAACCGUGUUACCAUACUUUGUGACAAAUUUAGUGGCCAUCCCAAAGGGUUUGCAUAUAUAGAGUUCUCCGACAAAGAGUCAGUGAGGACUUCCUUAGCCUUAGAUGAGUCCCUGUUUAGAGGAAGACAGAUCAAGGUUAUCCCCAAACGAACCAACAGACCAGGCAUCAGCACAACAGACCGGGGUUUCCCACGUGCCCGCUACCGUGCCCGGACCACCAACUACAACAGUUCCCGAUCUCGAUUCUACAGUGGUUUUAACAGCAGGCCCCGGGGUCGAGUCUACAGGGGCCGGGCUAGAGCGACAUCAUGGUAUUCCCCUUACUAAAAAAAUGUGUAUUAGGAGGAGAGAGAGGAAAAAAAGAGGAAAGAAGGAAAAAAAAAGAAUUAAAAAAAAAAAAGAAAAACAGAAGA